Messenger RNA from Racocetra fulgida, 1061 nucleotides. The record is from the annotation of a GenBank genome assembly. NCBI's taxonomy places the organism in Eukaryota, Fungi, Glomeromycota, Glomeromycetes, Diversisporales, Gigasporaceae.
UGGUUGCCAUCAAACAAAUUGAUUUAGAAGAUUCUGAUGAUGAUAUUAGUGAGAUACAGCAAGAAAUCGCGCUUAAACCAGGUCCAUUUGAUGAACAUCAUAUUGCUAUUGUUCUUCGUGAACUUUUACGUGGUUUAGAGUACUUGCAUGUUGAAGGAAAAAUACAUAGGGAUAUAAAAGCUGCCAACGUUUUGCUUUCUGAUGAAGGAAAAGUAAAAUUAGGUAUUAUAUCCAUUGAUAAUCUUAUUAUUUAUAAAGCUUGUUUUUUUCUUGCAUAUAAUUGCAUACUGAUAAACAAUUCUGCAGCCGAUUUUGGUGUCGCUGCUCAACUUUCAAAUAAUAAGAGCAGGCGAAACACAUUUGUUGGAACCCCUGCAGAUAUUUGGUCUCUUGGAAUUACUGCAAUUGAAAUGGCCAGGGGUGAACCUCCAUUGUCAGAAUACCAUCCAAUGCGUGUUCUAUUUUUAAUCCCAAAAGCAAGAUCUCCAGUACUAGAAGGAAAUUUUUCUAGUGCUUUCAAAGAUUUUGUCAGUUUAUGUGUGAUGAAAAAUCCGAAUGACCGACCAACCGCCAAGGAUUUAUUGCGACAUCGUUUUAUAAAAUCUGCUCGUAACACUACACAAUUACAAGAAUUGAUUGAACGAUAUAGUAAUUGGAAAUCUAAUGGCGGAGAAAGGGCUGAAUCUGCGUCUCAAAAAACAGCGAAUGAAAUUGAAGCUUUGAGUAUAUUUGAAAAUAGUGUUGAAGAGCUUGAUCGUGUUAAUCCUGACUUGGUUCUUACAACAUUAGUAGAAAUAUUAAACCGGCUAAAAACCAAUGUUGAAUUAUGUGACAAAUUAUCGGAUCUGGGUGUUGUUUCUGAUGCAUUUUUAACAACUCCAGAAUUAGUGCUAGAUGCAGGUUCGUCGUCCUCAUCCGAUCAAAAUUCAUCUAAAAAUUCGUCUGAUACACCCGUAGAAGAGAAUUCACCAAAGUCCCCGAUCUCUGAAAUGUUAUAUAUUAGAUGGAUUGAACAAUUAAGAUUCAAGUGGCCUAUAAGUUUUGGAUCCAGUGGGUCAUAA